This is a messenger RNA of Nothoprocta perdicaria, 1732 nucleotides long. It is a transcript of the gene PTH2R, whose product is annotated as parathyroid hormone 2 receptor. The transcript has 14 exons. Gene Ontology annotation, cellular component: plasma membrane. Lineage: Eukaryota; Metazoa; Chordata; Aves; Tinamiformes; Tinamidae. The coding region runs from base 1 to 1524 and encodes 507 amino acids. Gene Ontology annotation, biological process: cell surface receptor signaling pathway; adenylate cyclase-modulating G protein-coupled receptor signaling pathway. The record is from RefSeq and is a predicted model, not a curated record. Gene Ontology annotation, molecular function: G protein-coupled peptide receptor activity; peptide hormone binding; parathyroid hormone receptor activity.
AUGGCCGCGGUCGCCGGCACGCGGCGCGUCCUGGGCUGGCUGGCGCUGAGCGGGUGCCUGUUCUCCGCGGCACAGGUUGAUUCUGAGGACAUAAUGACUAUGGAGGAGCAGAUUUAUCUUCUCUUGGAAGCCAAAAUUCAAUGUGAACAGAAUAUUAGUGCUGAGCUGCAAGAGGGAGAAGGAGACUGCUUUCCAGAAUGGGAUGGUCUCAUCUGUUGGCCAAGAGGAUCUGUGGGAAAAAUGUUAGCUGUUCCAUGCCCUCGUUAUGUAUAUGAUUUCAAUCACAAAGGAGUAGCUUUCAGAUACUGCAGCCUCAAUGGAACAUGGGACUUUGUGCAGAGCUUAAACAGAACAUGGGCCAAUUAUUCUGAAUGCUUCCACUUCUUACAGCCAGAAGUUAUCUCAAGAAAGAGGGAGUUCUUUGAUCGCCUCUAUGUAAUGUAUACUGUAGGAUACUCCAUCUCCUUUACUUCUCUGACUGUGGCCAUUUUCAUCAUUGGCUACUUCAGGCGACUGCAUUGCACCAGAAAUUACAUCCACAUGCACCUGUUCGUCUCCUUCAUGUUAAGAGCUGUCAGCAUCUUUAUCAAGGACAAAGUGGUGCAGACUCAUCUAGGGAUCAAAGAGCUGGAGGCUCUACCAGCAAAUGAUCUUGAAAGCAUCUCAAUAGCUCCUCCGGGCAGGUCACAAUAUGUUGGGUGCAAGAUUGCUGUAGUGACCUUCAUUUACUUCUUGGCCACCAACUACUACUGGAUCUUGGUGGAAGGCCUCUAUUUACACAGCCUAAUCUUUGUUGCUUUCUUUUCGGAUAGCAAGUACCUCUGGGGCUUUAUCUUGAUAGGCUGGGGAUUUCCAGCUGUCUUUGUUGUGGCCUGGGCAGUGGCUCGUGCUGCAAUAGUGGAUGCAAGGUGCUGGGAGCUGAGUGCUGGAGAGAUCAAAUGGAUUUAUCAAGCACCAAUUUUAGCAGCUAUUGGGCUGAACUUCAUUCUGUUCCUGAAUACUGUCCGAGUUCUGGCAACUAAAAUUUGGGAGACGCAUGCUGUUGGGCAUGACACAAGAAAGCAGUACAGGAAGCUAGCAAAAUCCACCUUGGUUCUUGUCCUGGUCUUCGGUGUGCACUACAUUGUCUUUGUGUGCCUGCCGCAUACGUUCACUGGGCUUGCCUGGGAGAUCCGCAUGCACUGUGAGCUGUUCUUCAAUUCUUUCCAGGGUUUCUUUGUUUCUAUCAUCUACUGUUACUGCAAUGGGGAGGUUCAGACCGAGAUCAAGAAGACUUGGACGAGGUGGAAUCUGACUGUUGACUGGAAGAAGACAACACCAUGUGCCAAUUACAGAUGUGGCUCUGUUCACACCCACCUGACCCAUAGCACCAGCAGCCAGUCGCAUGUGGUGGCCAGCUCCCGUUUGCUUCUUUCCACCAAAGGCUCCAGAAAUCUGAGCAGGCCAAGUGAGCCACAUGUGAAUUUGCCUGGAUUCUACAAAUUCCAUGGGCACUUCUAUGUGUUUAGCUUUAUCGUGAUUUGAGAGGAAACACUCUGACAUGGCAAAAAUCUUGAAACUCUGAAAACUGGCAUCCUGCUUACCUUGAGAAUUGAGCUCUGAAAUUAUCAGCAUUUGUUAAUUCUCUGAAAGCGAGAUAAGACUCCAAAAGUGAGGUAAGGCUUUAGAGGUAUUCAUUAGUAAGUCUUUACAAUAUUGUGAAGAGAUCAGUGCCUUUCAGUAGAGUUGAGCA